AGCCAGAAGCAGUUACUUGAAUCAGAAAUAACGGGUUAUAUUACACACGAUGUUUAGAUUCAUCAGCAGAGGUUUGUGACUCAUGCACCUUUGUAAAUUGCACAUCAUGUGGGGACAUGGAACGACUGUUUACAUAUUGAUUUCUGCGUCAGAUUUUCAGUAUCCAUCUCUGGAAAAAACCCCUCGUACUGUAAGCAGUCUUUCUCUACACUCAGAGGGGUUAAGAGCCCUGAUGGGAUUGGUUUAAGCCAUUAGGAGUAGUUAAUGGUCUUCCCUGGUAUUGGUAAGUAACACAGACUAAUUGACCAGGGAGAGCAGACGGCUAAAACUGUCUCCGAGCAACAGGUGGAGUCGCAGUCGAGGAUCCGCUGAGGGACGACGGACACGAUUCACUCUGCUGCUGCAUGAAAGAUUGAAUUUGAGGAAGGACAGAUUAUGAGUGUUGGUCUUCAGUUUGCUGUCUGAGGAACUGGAGUGUUAUUCACUGGAUAACACACCUCAUUAGUCAGGCCGACCCCCAACUCUGGAACGCAGAGGACAUCAGGGACAAUUGGAAAUUACUGGCCAUUGGCUGGUCUGAUAACUUUCCACCAGAACAAGGAAAUCUCCAUUCCUGCAGCGUGUUUGGACUCGGGCGGGGCCUUCAGUCAGUCUCAUGGCAGGAGCAAACCCACUGAUUCAAGUCCAGAACACACUCUACAGUCUGCAGUUCACUCCAUACAGCCUGGUUCAUCACCAUCAACGCAUGCAUCAGCACACUCCUCGUCAGAGAGCCUUCACCCCCAUGCUGCACCAGCCCUCCUCCGUCCCACCUGCUCCAACUGCAACGGCAACUCAAGACAGUAGUCUCCAGUCCAACAUGCAGCACCUGAAGCCGCCUCCCGCUGCAGUCACUGCCUUUCACAGGGCGACACAGAGAUCCUUCAGCACAAAACGAGGAAGACUUGGUGCCCUGCAUGUUUGCAUCGCGUGGAAGAUUUAUUACCACAAACAACUCAAGAAAAUGCAGCAGAAACCCAACAGUCCCCAUCGAGAGCCGACACCUGAGAAUCCAUCUGCUGUCGUCAGACCAGACUCGGUCCAACACGAGCGAUCGGAUCAGCCCUCGAGCAAACGUGCAAAUCCAGGCCCUUCAUGUGGACAGUUUGCAUAUAGAAACACUGUUGACAGGAGGGAAACGGGCCUCUCCACAUCUUCACCAGCAUCCGCGACCAAGACGGAGAAACUGGAGCAGCUGCUGCUGCAGCAGCCGCAGAGGAAAGAGAGACUGGUUGAUGAGAACCACAGAGGCCACCGAACGGACACAACAGAGGAUUUACCACUCGGAGUCGAACCUUGGGAUCCAUCAGUGACCCGUGAACUUGACGGCACGCGCGGCUCACGUGACAGGAAGAGGAAGCGCGAGGGUGGCAGCUUCGUCAAACUGAAAAGGGCGAAGCGGGAGACUGUCGUGGACCACUUUCCCUCCAUCAAUAUUUGGCACGAUCCGUCUGCAUUCAGUUCAACUCAUACCCAUCCGUCUCCGUGCACCAUACCUGUGCAACAUUUGAGUGGUUUGUCUGUUUUGUAUCCUAACAGCAGUAGUUUUAAUGUUACCCGCACUCCUGGGGGACGCUUCCCUUACUCAGGAGCUGAAAUGCAUCCCUACCAAGCUGCAUCAUGGGAGCCAACGUGGGACAUAAGAGAGGACCUCCACUCCAGACACAAUGACUACGCACAGAACGCCCCCAGUGGGAUCAGGAUACCGCUUGUAGCACAGAUGCAAAAAGCAUAUUUUCGUGAUUUCUCUGCACCGUCUCUUCUUUUCCCUCGGGCUUUGAGGAAGCAGGAGACGGCAGAGAUUCAAGGGUGGGACGCUCCUGUCGUCUGCUCGUCUACACUCCUGUCAUGACCUCAUUCUGGCAACAUCCCACCCAAGUGUCCAAGGUCUCAUACAUCUUUAAAGCAAAUUUGAGCUUUCUGACUCAUAAACUCUGACUCAAACACUUGGUAGCCUAGCAACUUAGUAACACUACAUAUAACCCACAAUGCAACGGGAAACACAGUGGUUACACAGCUUCGCUCUGUUAAGAAUGAAUAUCUGUUGUAAUGAAUGAACAUGCCAUUGACUUUCGUUUAAACUGAAAUUUGAGAAAAAUUAAUUUUUAUAUUAAAGCCAUUACUGCAUGUGCUCUCUCCAGAGCGGUAGAAAACUCUCAGCAUAGUUUUUCUUUUCAUUUGGUUAAGGCCUUCAGGUGGAAGAGAAACUCAAAUGGACAGAAAUCUGUCGUAGCGACGGGAACUUUGAUCCCCGGACUCAAAAUGACCAAGCUAACAUGCUGUUGCUGAUCUUCGUUUUGAGUAUUUAUGCUCAAUCCAAAACACAUCUGAGGCUGAUAGGAACUCCACAAGUGUUGCAGGUAUUUGGUGAUAAAUAAGGUGUUGGACAUAUU
Scophthalmus maximus (turbot) is the source of this 2432-nucleotide messenger RNA. RefSeq lists its product as uncharacterized. Bases 656 to 1891 code for a protein of 411 amino acids. The transcript has 7 exons. Lineage: Eukaryota; Metazoa; Chordata; Actinopteri; Pleuronectiformes; Scophthalmidae. The record is from RefSeq and is a predicted model, not a curated record.